Ambispora gerdemannii is the source of this 831-nucleotide messenger RNA. NCBI's taxonomy places the organism in Eukaryota, Fungi, Glomeromycota, Glomeromycetes, Archaeosporales, Ambisporaceae. The record is from the annotation of a GenBank genome assembly.
AUGUCUUCUUCGAAAUCAAACUCUCGAGGUCGUAAUUCACCAUUAUAUACUUAUGCAGCAUUAGCUGUGGCUGCAGCAAGUAUAGCCUACUACAUUUAUCAAAGAUCUCAGCCUAGAGAACGACGUGAUAAUAGAACAGGUGGUGAAGGAGGUACUGGUACAGAAUUAGAAAGGAAUGAAACACAAAGAAAUAUAAAUACAACAAAUCAAACACGGCUAAGGCGUGUAGUUGAUUCGCCGACACGUGGCAGAAGUGCCACAUCUAGGCAAUCCGCUAGGAUAAGGAGGAAGCAAAUGUCCAUUUCAUUAAAAGAUACUUUGAUAUGGAAUCCAUCUAAUGAUCCCGAUUCCCCAAAUUAUGCAUUUGUGGAAAAUGUUCUUGCAUUAUUGCAAGUCCUCACAAAAUCCUACGAUAUUCAUCUUGUCGCACCAGUCAGGAAUGAUCAAGAAAAAGAACAAAUUCUUUCACUAUUCCGAAAUGCCGAUUUGUUCUCAUCUAUUGACGAGAGAAAAGUUCUUUUUUGUGAAACGGAAGAAGGCAAAAUUCACAUUGUCAGACAUCUAGAAUCUCCUAUACACAUUGAAGGUGGCACAGCUGAGACUGUUGAUUUGGUGCGUGGAUUUGUGGAAAGAAUUGUGUGGAUAAAUUCAAAGGCUAACAAUAAUAAUACGUUUGGAAUAGCAAGAAAUGUAUUUGCCAUAAGCAGUAACAGCGCUAGUAGUAGUAGCGUGAGUUCGGUAGACACAAGUCAAUGGACAAAUGUAGAAAUUUGUAACAGUUUACUAGCAAGCUCUCUAAAUCUCGAUCGUCUAAUAAAACGAAGAAAAUAA